Molecule: messenger RNA, 3272 nt
Organism: Rhincodon typus (whale shark)
Lineage: Eukaryota; Metazoa; Chordata; Chondrichthyes; Orectolobiformes; Rhincodontidae
Product: N-acetylgalactosaminidase, alpha
Exons: 7
Coding region: 1-1110 (369 amino acids)
Biological process (GO): glycosylceramide catabolic process; oligosaccharide metabolic process; glycoside catabolic process
Cellular component (GO): cytoplasm
Molecular function (GO): alpha-galactosidase activity
Source: RefSeq, a predicted model, not a curated record
AUGAGGCUGACGACCUUUGACCGCAGCUGGCGGGUUCCCAUGGCACCCUGUUACCAUGGUGCCAGCAUCACUAUUAUCCGCAGCAACAGACCGUCAGAGGCCUUAAACCUAAAUGUUUUGAAUGGGUGGGGUCGUGCCUUUCAUAUUGGUGCCCUAGAGCUUGGUUGGGUCCAUGCAAAAGGCUUGAAGCUUGGUAUUUAUGGAGAUCUGGGCACCUACACCUGUGGUGGCUAUCCGGGCACCACACUGGACCAGAUCGAGUUGGAUGCUCGCACCUUUGCUUCUUGGGGAGUGGACAUGCUGAAGCUAGAUGGCUGCUACUCCAACUCCUCUACCAAGGCCCUGGGGUAUCCAUUGAUGUCAAAGGCACUAAAUGCCACAGGCCGUCCAAUAGCCUUCUCCUGUAGCUGGCCAGCUUAUGAAGGAGGUCUGCCCCCUCAAGUGAACUAUACAUUGCUGGGGGAGAUCUGCAAUCUGUGGAGGAACUAUGCUGAUAUUGACGACUCGUGGGAGAGUGUUCGUGGCAUCAUUAACUGGUACUCGAGCCACCAGGAUGUGCUGCAGCCUGCAGCUGGCCCGGGAAAGUGGAAUGACCCAGACAUGUUAAUUAUCGGGAACUUCGGCCUGAGUUACGAGCAGUCUAAGUCACAGAUGGCUCUCUGGGCCAUUCUAGCUGCUCCCCUCUUUAUGUCUAAUGAUUUGCGGGCUAUCUCCUUGAAGGCAUCUUCCAUCCUACAGAACAAGCUGCUGAUCAGGAUUAACCAGGAUCCACUGGGAGUGCAGGGCCGUAUGCUUCUGAAGGGUAAGAACAAUAUUGAAGUCUGGUUGCGAGAACUUUCAUCAUCAACCAUGGCACUAGCUUUCUUCAGUCAGCGCACUGACAUGCCUUACCACUACACAACGUCUCUCAGCCAGCUCAACAUUACCACCCCUCCGCUGUUCUCAAUGCAGGAUGUAUACUCGGGGUGGGUCCUGCACAGGCUCGAAGUCAACACCAAGUUCACUGUCACCAUUAAUCCCAGCGGAGUUGUGAUGCUGUUCGUGUAUCCUGAGAGACAGUUAAUACAGAAAUGGGAGAAAAGGCCAGAAUCCGGCCUCUUGAAACUGUGAAGAGGCCUUCAUCACCCAUGGCAACUACUAUAAACUUUUUAUUCCUCUCACGCACGUUGACUCUAUGAAUGUCUGUUUUAUUCUCAAAUUGAAAGCUCAGUUGUGCACCAAGCAAGAAAGGUAUUCCCAAUACCUUCUCUUUUCAGGAUUUUGCGGGCUUUAUUUUGUACUUUUACAUCCAACUUAAUUUACAAUGCUCUGUGGACCUAAAAAUUGCCCCCAUGUCUUUUUUAAAAUCUUUCUCCUCUCAUCUUAAAAAUACACCCCCUAGUCUUGAAAUCCCCCAUCCUAGGGAAAAGACACCUGCCAUUCAUCUUAUCUAUGCCCCUAAUGAUUUUAGAAACCUCCAUAAGGUCACUUCUCAAUCUCCUAUGCUCUAGUGCAAAAAGUCCCAGCCUAUCCAGCCUCUCCUUAUAACUCAAAGGCCUCCUCUCCCUGCACCCCAGUGCUGGAGGCCAUUCCUUCAGCUGCCCAGGCAGUGCUCAGUCCUGGAAUUCUGUCCCUAAACCUCUCGACUGCUCUACUUCAUUAAGACCCUCCUUGAAACCAGGGUCUUUGAUCAAGGUUUUGGGGUCUCCUCCUUUCUUUUAACCAGGUGUCUAUUUUGAUUAGACCCCCAGCCUCUGUAAUGUACCUUGGAAAGUUUAAUACACAGGAGAUACAAAGUGUCUGUAAGUUAUUGAAGAUCAGACCAGAUCCAUUUAGAGGAGAUUCUGAAACUUCAGCGACCUCCCCCACCAACCCCCACACACCCGCACCUGCCCCCGCCCCCAGUUAUACGCGGACAUAUUUUCCUGCCUUCACUCCUGAAGGCAGCCUGAAUGGGUGGGAUCAAACUCCCCCAGAGCCUGAAUGUUUAGUUUUAGUUUUUCAGUAGCAGUUGCCAGGGUCUUGAAGCUGAAUGUGGAAGCUGUUUUUCCUCUCCCUGAUACAGCUAAAAGCUGGGGUUCUCUUCCUGUUGUUAGAAUUACAUCCGGAACAUGAUGCCUGGCAUUUACCUAUAAAAUAAGAAAAAGUUAGGGUCCAGGCUAUCCUCUUAAUAUAUUUUGAGGGGAUUUGGUCUGAUCCAUAACAAAGGUCUAUCUCCUCUUCCUUUACUCAUGAACGAGCAGACAUGGUUAGUCUCUAUUUACUCUGUCAGCUCCUCUUAAUAUCCUGAAAACUUCAAUCAAAUCACUCCUUACCCUCCCUAUAUUGAUGAUAAGAAAGUGCUGAGGAAGGGGGAUUACACACUGAAAGGGAAGCAGGAUUUUCUAAAUGGGGAGAAAAUUCAGAAGUCAGAAGUGCAAAGAGAUUUGGGAGUUCUAGUCCAGGAUUCUCUCAAGGUAAACUUGCCGGUUGAGUCAGUAGUCAGGAAGGCAAAUGCAACCUUGGCAUUUAUUUUAAGACAACUUGAAUAUAAAAGCAGGGAUGUACUACUGAGGCUUUAUAAGGCCCUGGUCAGGCCACAUUUGGAAUAUUGUGUGCAGUUUUGAGCCCCAUAUCUCAGGAAGGAUGUACUGGCCCUGGAGUGGAUUCAGAGGAGGUUCACGAGAAUGGUCCCAGGAAUGAGAAACUUAACAUAUGAGGAACAUUUGAGGACUAUACUCAUUGGAGUUUAGAAGGAUGAGGGGGGAUCUAAUUGAAACUGACAGAAUACCGAAUGGUCUGGGCAGAGUGGACAUUGGGAAGAUGCUUCCAUUGGUAGGAGUGUCUAGGACCCAAGGGCACAGCCUUAGAGUAAAGGGAAGACCUUUUAGAACGGAGAUAAGGAGAAACUUCUUCAGCCAGAGAGUGGUGAAUCUAUGUAAUUCACUGCCACAGAAGGCUGUGGAGGCCAGGUCAUUGAGUACAUUUAAUACUGAGAUAGAUAGGUUCUUGAUUAUCAAGGGGAUCAAGGGUUAUGGGGAGAAUGGGGUUGAGGAACUUAUCAGCCAUGAUUGAAUGGCGGAGCAGACUCGAUGGGCCGAAUAGUCAAAUUUCUGCUCCUAUGUCUUAUGGUCUUAUGGUCUACAGAAUUGUUUUCUUUCAUUUUAAAAUGUUUUGUAUGUUUCCUGUUAGUUGUAAACUGUAUUAACAAUUCUGAAGUAAAUUGCUUCUACUUUGAUUUUUGUACUAAACUAAAUGCUUCCAUUGUAUAUUUUUUUCAAAAGCUCAAAUAAACAUUGACAUUGAGUUUGAAA